This is a messenger RNA of Marasmius oreades (fairy-ring Marasmius), 832 nucleotides long. RefSeq lists its product as uncharacterized. Lineage: Eukaryota; Fungi; Basidiomycota; Agaricomycetes; Agaricales; Marasmiaceae. The coding region runs from base 228 to 719 and encodes 163 amino acids. Gene Ontology annotation, cellular component: cytoplasm; nucleus. The record is from RefSeq and is a predicted model, not a curated record. The transcript has 6 exons. Gene Ontology annotation, molecular function: protein tyrosine phosphatase activity.
CAUCGCCUUGUCGCGGUGCUGUACUGGUAUAGCAAAGCACGACUAUCUUCUUUGCUCAGUAAGUACAGAUCGGCUAGCCAGGCUAUCGCGGUGACUCCCAAUCCUCGUUGGGUUGACCGUAUUCUCCUGAGUACCAAACAGGAUAUAUAUAAUGGAGCUUCAAACGGAAGUUUGUUUGUUGCCGCUCGGUGUCUACUCUACUUCGAAGAAACAAUGACGUAAUCACGAUGUUGAGGUCCGCGAUACGAACGAUAACUUCAAAGCGACCGUUCACCUCACUCCACCGUCAAACAGCAAUGACCACGACAAAAUAUAUGAGCGGAGAGGCACUUGCGGCUCUGAUCAAGAAUCCAGACAAAGUCGCAAAGAAGGAUUACCUCGUCGUCGACGUACGAGAUGACGACUACGAAGGCGGUAACAUCAAAGGAUCAUUGAACCUUCCAUCUCAGGAUUUCCUAAUGAACGUGGAUACGCUGGUCAAAGAUACGAAGGACGUAAAGAUGGUAAUAUUCCAUUGUAGUUUGAGUCAAGUUCGAGGUCCAAAAGCCGCUCGUAUCUAUCGAGAAACGCGACAAAACGUUUUGGGAGAAGGUGAAUCAUCACCGACGGACGUCUUUAUUCUUCGAGAUGGUUUUUCGCAGUUUCAGGUGAAAUACAAGGACGAUCCCGAGCUCGUAGAAAACUGGGAUGAAAACGUGUGGGCUUCGGAAUGGAGCUGAAGGUGGGGGCGGGGUCCAUCGUCGUUUGUUUUCAAUAUACGCUUUGGUGAACUUUCGAUGAUUUGUUGGACUUUCUUUCGUUCUUCAGCGAUUUGUGCUUGACAAAGAUGCCU